AUGGGCAAACGGUGUGCGAAGGACACCACGGCUCAUGCCAAAAUAGGCAAUGGAGGCACUGCGGUUGCGCAAGCCCAUGACUGUUUGUUUUUUGCACGGAGGAAGUUUGACGCACCGUUUAUUCAUGGUGUUGUGCCUGGUCAUGCUUGUUUGGUUUCCUCUUCCUCGUCGCUUGAGAAGCUUGAUCACGUUCACUGUCAUGAUCGGUAUUAUACUAAUUCUCCGCUCCAAACUUCUAUUCUCUCACAUACUGCUGCAUCACACACGCACACUAUGCCCGCCAUGUCCGCCAUGGUCACACUUCAACACACCACGGAUUACAACAUCGCUUACCUGCCCCCGGGCUUCAAGGUGCUCCUGCUCAUCAGCCUAGCGACCGUGGCGCUGGCUUCGUGUUGGGCUGUGUUGGUGCUGCUUGUGAAUUUUCCGCCAGGCGGGUGGGGAAUUUGGCGAUGGAGAGGGUGGGGUAGGAAGAGGGAGGAUAGGCCGGCUGAUAAGCCAAGUCGGUAUGGGAGGGUGGGUGUGGUGGGGAGGAGGGGGGAUGGGUGUGAGGGGGGUUUGGAGAUGAGACGGCGGUCUCGUUGGGAUGAUGGAGGUCUGGCUGCUUCUUCUCCUUCGGUGUCGUCCUCCUCCUCCGAGAAGAAUCGCAGUUCCAGGCGUAUUCCUACAAACGACAAGCAGCAGCGCAACCCACCCUCGUCAAAGGCACCGCCAUCAUCAUCGUAUUCCCAACCGUCCCUCAUGACCCGCCGCUCCAACACCAUGGCUCCCCGAUCCCCCCCUCGCUCCACAUCAACAAUAUCCAGUCCUCCAAACCCCUUCCUCAAACCGCCCGUAUCUGGUUCCCUUGCAACGCACACAUACAACCCCGAACCCCUCGUCCCACGCACAAGCCGGGAAUGGCUCGCUGAACGCGCCGCUUUCUUCUCCUGUUAUUCGUCAUCCACCUCACAUGUCUCUUGCGGUACACCCUACGCCCCCGCCACAUCUUCAGGUGUAUUCUCAACUUCGCCGUCGAGUUCAACACACACUUUACCCCUGAACGCACUCGAAGCCCUGGAGUCGGGCACCGCGCCGCUGCUCACACGCACGCCGUCGUAUAGUAGUACCAGGUCUGCGGCGUCUGGGGAUGGGGUGGGCGAUAAGGGUGUGCUGGAGCGGAGCUUGAGUUGGGUGGAUGAGGGGUUGGGGAUGUUGGAUGGGGUUGUUGAGAGGGUGGCGGGGGGGCUGGCAAGGUGGGCGGUUGAGGGGGAUGGGGGAGUGGAGUUGGGGUUGCCGGUCGCGAGGGAGAGGAGGAGGGAGAGGGAGAGGGAUGUUGUUGGGUGA
Messenger RNA from Plenodomus lingam JN3, 1326 nucleotides. RefSeq lists its product as uncharacterized. NCBI's taxonomy places the organism in Eukaryota, Fungi, Ascomycota, Dothideomycetes, Pleosporales, Leptosphaeriaceae. The record is from RefSeq and is a predicted model, not a curated record.